AUGUCCAAGGCCCUUUUGGGGCUGCUGCUGCUUCUGGCAGUGAGCGCCAUCCCGACUCGAGGUCAGACUGCUCAGCAACUUGCGGCUGAACGGGCUGCCAUUGUCACGCAAGAUGGCUCGGAUCUCGUCAUGCACGCCAAGGCUGUCCAGAUGCAAUCUCCCGAUGUCGUCGUAGCCGUGACUGGGCAGAACAUCGAUGUCGAGGCAACCACCUGGAAUGCCAAUGCCUCCCAUGUCCAAGUCAACGCCUCACGUGCCAUCGUCUUUGGCGAUGGCGCCACGGGCCUCACCAUGGCUGCCGGCAGUGCCACCCUUGUGGCCAGCGCUGACCUCAGCCUCAACGCCACUCAUUCCUCCGGCCUCCAAUUUGAUGCCCAGCAUGCUGUCAUCUUGGACACUCAGAAUGCUGUGACCAUGCGCACCAACGGCGACACCCAGUUUCAGGUGUCGGGCGACGCCACCUUGGAAGCCGCUGCCGUGCGAGUACAUGCCACCUCCUUGGAGCUUGAAGGCAGCGACAACUCUGCCUUGACCCUUGACGACGCGGGCAAUCUUCACCUCAAUGCCAACAACCUACAAGUGGGUCAAGGCACCGAAGCUGACGUACAAGUCCAAGCUGCGACGCUUCAGCUCGCCGGCGACAACGAUAACAAACGCCUCCGACUGAACCAAGACACCGUUGAGUUUCACUCCAACUCGGGCAUCACCCUUCGCGCUGGCGCUGCCACCCUCGACGUCGACGCCACUGCCAAGCUUUUGGCCGACCUCGUGCAGCAAGUGGCCAGUCUCAAAUCAGAGUACAAUGACAUGACCGAUACCUUUGACGAUCUCACCCUGAAGCACGAACAGGAAGCCAGCCUCUUGCGCGCCGACACCAACCACAUCUCCCAAGAGGUUUCACAGGAAGCUUCCCAGGUUGACGUGCAGAUGGAUCAAGUCGAGAGCCAAGUCGAAUCCAUUGCUGUCGGUGCCUCGACCGAGGUCAAUGUUCUCGUCUCCCAGCUCAACUCGGACAUUGACACUGCCGACCCCGACUCACGCUUUGAACAAUGCUUUUUGUGCCCCCACCCUUCCUUUCUCUCUCUCUCUCUCUCUCUCUCUCUCUCUCUCUCUCUCUCUCUCUCUCUCUCUCUCUCUCUCUCUCUCGCUCUCUUUCUUUCCCAAGCCGUCAAUCAAGACUUCAACUUGUUGGAAACACGCCUUUCCGCCCUCGACGCUGGGGCCAGCAUCGACGUCUCGGCGUUGGCCAAGAGCCUUGAUGAUUCCGGAUCUGUUCUGGACACGGUGGAGGACCAAAUGGCUUCCGUUGAAACAUACGUGGCAGCUCAAGUUGAUGUGGCUGACUCCCGGCUUGACCCUAUCGAAGCUCACGUCAAUGUUGUGGAUGAUGCCGUGGAUUCCGUUCGGGACCGUGUCAAUGCCUUGAACGCCCGUCGUCAAAGCCUGGAGACGGCCUUUGAUGAUCUGGAGGUUGUCGAUGAACAAAGCUUGAGUCAAAUCUCGACACAAAUGAGCACAAUGGAGAAGGAUCUGCAGCCCUUCAAGGACAGCGCUUCCUUUUGGUCGGAUGAGGCCUUGGAGUAUCAAUUGGAGGCAACUUCAAAGACGACCAAUGCCAAUCUUGGAUCGACCUGUGCUAGCCAUGGCCUCUACCUCUUGUGUGGUGCUCCAUACCAUACUUCAACACCUUAUGGCCUCGUUACGGUUUGGAAGCUGAAUGAGACCAGCAGAGAAAUGUAUCAUCUUGAAGACAUCAAACUCAAGUCCUCCGGCAACUCUUUCAAUAACCCCUCCUCUACCCCUUAUUUUGGAGCAAGUGUGGACUUUGAUGGCAAGACCCUCAUUGUGGGUGCGCCCUAUGACUACCAUGCGUCCUACGGCUACACGGGCAGCGGUCGUAUCUACGUCUUUGAGCUGGACGAAACAACCGACAAAUUCGGGGACCCCAUUGGCGUCAUUUCCGGCACCCAAGCACGCUCCUCUUCAUAUUGCGGAAGCAGUGUUAAGCUUGUGGAGUCCAACGUUUUCGUCUUUGCAUGUGCCUACGAUUACUAUGCCUCCGCUUAUGCUGGAACUGUUCAACAAUUCCGCUUCACCAAGAGUGGAUCUUCUGUAAUCUUUACCUACCUAGGUCUUGGCUACCCCGGCGUUCGUGACAGUGGCGAGUAUCUUGGCAACUACAAUGGUGAUUGGCGCCGCACGAUGGGCUUUGCAGCCGCUGGCUCGGUUGUCGCUGCAGGCACUCCAUAUGCUGAUUCCUAUGGCACCAACGAUGGCAUGGUCAACCUUUUCCUGCGUCGGGCGAGCUCAUUGUCUUACGUCAGAGUGAUCCCGACACCCUGUGCAGCAGUCUCAUCGUGUUACUUUGGCGGUAGCCUGGCCCUUAGUGGUGACGGUCUCACUUUGGCUGUGAGCGGCGAACGCGCACACUCAACAGCCUUGUCGUACAGCGGCAUCGUUUACAUUUAUCGCCUCACCGUGUCCACGUCCACUAUCACAUACUCUUCCGCGACCAUUAUUGAAUCGCCGUCCCCGGUUUCCUAUGGGUACUUUGGCACCAAUGUGUUCCUUUCUGCGAAUGGCCUGAAACUUCUGGUCACAGCGCGCGCGGAGGGCACCGGUACCCUCCACGCCUUCCAGCGCAGCAGCACAUCAGACACAUUCAAUCAGGAAUACAGCUGGAUACCAGAGAACUCUGGAGGCACAGCGGGCUACGGUGUCACGAUGACCGGCAAUUUCACCGCCAUGGGUUGUCCUUUCGCUGAUCCUACAAGCUAUUCCAACGCAGGACGCGUCGCGCGAAGCGUCACGACCUUUCCUCUUAUGCGGGAUUUGUCAAUUGAAUACAAGCGCACACCAAUUCAUUUACAGCUCAUUUUGUCCCGUGGAUUGCAACACGAGCCAGUCAGCCCGAGGCGAAAAAAGGGCAGACAUGCCUUCAAGACAGAGCGAGAGGAUCAUUGUGAGACGCCCUUUGAGGCGUACAAAGACAUUGCUCCACUCCUGCACCAGGUGGCUGGCAUGCUGGGGAAGAAUGCGGAUGAGGUCCAACUCUACGAUCCCUACUAUUGUGCUGGUACAACGAAGAAGCAUUUGGCGCGUCUUGGAUUCCCCAACGUCUACAAUGAGAACGUGGACUUUUACGAGGCUGUACGCUCGGAGCAAACGCCAGCCUAUGACAUUCUCAUCACCAACCCACCCUUUUCCAACACUCACGUCAAUCACAUCAAGCGUUUGAUGCGCUUCGUGGCCAACUCUGGCAAACCCUUUUUUAUCCUGCAGCCCAAUUACGUUUAUACCAAGCCGUACUAUCAAGAGGUCCGAGCCGCCCCAAUGCCUUUGCCAAGCGUGCACAAGCCCCGCCAACCCUUUUGCUCUGUUUCCUCUCACCGCAUCUCCUCUGACGAUCGUGAUCCAGCUGAUUGUUCAGGACCCGGCAGUGCAGCAUGCCGUGGUUACACCCAGCCACCGAUAUGCGUUCGUCACCCCCGAGGGCUUUCGUGGCCCCUCCAGCGAAGGGGCCACAAAGACGUCACCGUUUUGGUGCUUAUGGUACUGCGGCCUGACUCCGUUCCGCGACGAAGUCAUCCAAUGGUGCGUGUCCCAGCCCUUGGCUUUGCAUUUCCGCCCGCAUGCACACCAGACUAA
Molecule: messenger RNA, 3648 nt
Organism: Monosiga brevicollis MX1
Lineage: Eukaryota; Choanoflagellata; Craspedida; Salpingoecidae
Exons: 23
Coding region: 1-3648 (1215 amino acids)
Biological process (GO): methylation
Molecular function (GO): methyltransferase activity; nucleic acid binding
Source: RefSeq, a predicted model, not a curated record